UAGCAAGCCCAUUUCACACUUGUACCAUUCACCCGCAAGAAACAACCCCAGCAUCCCGGUGUGUAAUUUCAUCAACCAGUUUGUGUUCGCGCGAAUAGAAAGAUGGAGAACGAGGGAGAAGCGCAAAACAACGAGACAAACAAGAAGAGUUCCGUAGUCAUAAGAAUCCCGUCCUAUCAAGAAGUGGUUGAAAGUUCUCAAUCCAGAUCAACUCCACCCUCUCUCUUCGUUCCCUCUCAAACUUUUUCCCAAGCCUUUGCGUUCGUCAAAUCCUCAGAGUUCUACUCUCCACCACCUUCACUUCCAAAGGAAACUGUUCAAUCGAAUGCUUCAUCUUCAACACCGCCACCAUCAUCUGCAACUACUACUGCUCCUGUAGCUUCAUCAAAAAUACCAAACUCUCAACCUACUCAAAAUCGCAAUGCAAUUCUUGUGAGCAACAGACAGAAGGGAAAUCCGUUGCUCAAAUAUAUUAGGAAUGUUAGAUGGACUUUUGCGGAUGUUGUUUGUGAUUUCUUGCUUAGCCAAACCUCAUGUGCCCUCUAUCUCAGUCUUCGGUAUCAUCUGCUUCAUCCAGAUUAUUUAUAUUACAGAAUACGGGAGUUGCAGAAAAAUUUCAAGCUUCGUGUAGUUUUAUGCCAUGUUGAUGUGGAGGAUGUAGUGAAGCCUCUACUUGAAGUUACAAAAACAGCUAUGCUUCAUGAUUGCACCCUCUUAUGUGGGUGGAGCCUAGAGGAAUGUGGCCGUUACUUAGAGACCAUAAAAGUCUACGAAAACAAACCUGCAGAUAUUAUUCAAGGCCAAUUGGAUUCAGACUAUCUAUCACGGCUAACACAUUCCCUAACAACAGUUCGGCAUGUCAACAAGACUGAUGUAGUUACUCUUGGUACCAACUUUGGGUCUCUAUCUAACAUAAUGGGUGCAUCUAUGGAAGAUCUAGCUCGUUGCCCUGGCAUAGGAGAGCGCAAGGUCAAGCGCUUGUUUGACACUUUCCAUGAACCGUUCAAGCGUGUGGAGUCCAGCCGGCAAGCCAUUCCAGAGACUUCUGUCCUGAAUAAGCCAGCUAGUCCAGAUGCAUCUUUUAGGAACAAUGCUGAGGCUUCCUCUUCUAUUGAAGACAAACAGAAGGAUGUAGACAAUGCAAGCAAACGUAGCAAGAAAGAACCUGGACUUACUGUCAAAUCUGCCCUUUCCGAAGCCUUUGCCAAAUUAUCUGAGAGAGCUGGAAAGAGGAACAUCACUUCAAAAUCGAAGGAGAAAGAAGAUCCAAUUGCUGUCAGAGAAUCAGAUGCUGAAACGUAAAAUUGCCCCUGAUCUUAUCAAUGGUUGUCAAAUAGUUAUUCCUGGAACAAGAUACUCUUGUGAGAUUUAGAGGGUUAAUCUCCAUGAAUUAAAGCCAAUGGUGUUCUGUGAGAAGUUGGAUAAGGGAAACGACUAUACUAACUAACUGAAGGGGUAAUUAGUUGGUUGUAAUAUGAAAACUGGACCUUUAAUUGACUAGGACAAGCUUUAACUUAACGGGAAUGAAGAGAAAGGGGGCUUACAGGAUAUAACACUAAGAAUAUGGAAGAUUGGAUUUAAUUUAUGGUUAUUGAGACGGAGAGCCUAUAAAAAUUCUUGGGUUGAGAGACAUUCUCAUCUUCUGUAUAUACUGUUUACCUCGUCUCCUUGAUUCUAAAAUCACAUUGAUUCAGAGUUGAGGGGAAGAGCUUCAUCAAUAAUAGUUUCCAUUGUUGUAUAUCACAAACAUUCAGUUGUUUGAUUGUUUCUAUCAGUUUUAGACAAUUUUCUGAACCAGACUAUCAAGGGUUCUGGAAUUUAUAAUCUUACCACAGGUUACUAUAUACUAGUAAUAACCACAUAAUAUUUGACAAAGCAAACAAGUUAUUUAAAAAUUGUAUCUCCUUAUGAUCUA
Molecule: messenger RNA, 1915 nt
Organism: Lathyrus oleraceus (garden pea)
Lineage: Eukaryota; Viridiplantae; Streptophyta; Magnoliopsida; Fabales; Fabaceae
Product: DNA excision repair protein ERCC-1
Exons: 9
Coding region: 103-1302 (399 amino acids)
Biological process (GO): UV-damage excision repair; mitotic recombination
Cellular component (GO): nucleus; ERCC4-ERCC1 complex; nucleotide-excision repair factor 1 complex
Molecular function (GO): single-stranded DNA binding; damaged DNA binding
Source: RefSeq, a predicted model, not a curated record